Molecule: messenger RNA, 525 nt
Organism: Nerophis lumbriciformis (worm pipefish)
Lineage: Eukaryota; Metazoa; Chordata; Actinopteri; Syngnathiformes; Syngnathidae
Source: RefSeq, a predicted model, not a curated record
AUGAAGUCCGCAAGCAGCGAGCCCACCGACGGCUUCACAUCCGGCCCGGAUGACGCAGACAGCGAGAGCGACGAGUCAGACGGCAAGUCCAGUGGCACCUGCAGCCCAUGCCGCAGAAAAGAGCCAGAAGCGGCCGGGUGGAGACGGCGAAGACGCGGGAGAGAAGCGCGUUUACUUGGUGUAAGUAAACAGAGGCAGGCGGCCAACGCGCGCGAGCGGGACAGGACGCACAGCGUGAACACAGCCUUCACCACCCUGCGCACGCUCAUUCCCACUGAGCCUGCCGACAGAAAGCUCUCAAAGGUGGAGACGUUGCGUUUGGCGUGCAGCUACAUUUCACACCUUGCCAACAUGUUGAUGCUGGGGGAGGAAAGUCGCGAUGGGCAGCCGUGCCUCCACCAUCAGGCCGGCGUGCACAGCCCCGCGCAACGGAGCGCGGCGCCGCUGCGGGCAAUCUGCACCUUUUGCCUUAGCAACCAAAGGAAGCAGCUCAGAGACAGCGGGAAGCAUUCAACUAAAGUCUAA